This is a messenger RNA of Cheilinus undulatus (humphead wrasse), 8110 nucleotides long. It is a transcript of the gene camsap2a, whose product is annotated as calmodulin regulated spectrin-associated protein family, member 2a. Gene Ontology annotation, cellular component: microtubule minus-end. Gene Ontology annotation, molecular function: calmodulin binding; spectrin binding; microtubule minus-end binding. Bases 2193 to 5804 code for a protein of 1203 amino acids. NCBI's taxonomy places the organism in Eukaryota, Metazoa, Chordata, Actinopteri, Labriformes, Labridae. The transcript has 15 exons. Gene Ontology annotation, biological process: neuron projection development; cytoplasmic microtubule organization; negative regulation of microtubule depolymerization. The record is from RefSeq and is a predicted model, not a curated record.
ACUCACAAAUGAACACACAGAUGUCACCAGUGAUGGACUGCUGCAAACCAGCUGAGUGAAGUCCUUGGUUACACUUAAAGGAUUUAUCACCACAUUUUCCUUUACACUGGCGGAUAUCAGCCCAAGAAUUCAGUGUCACUUAAAAUGUCUGGAGCCAGAUUCCUCAACAAAUCUUAAGCCCCUGAUGCAUCGAGCAUUGAGGAAAAUCUCACUAACCAUAUGUCUGAGCUUUGGAAAUCUCUGCUUAUUUAAUAAGAAAGAGAGUGAAUGCCAGGCUGCAUUUCUUACAUCAUUGCCAGUUUGUCAACCCUGACAAAUGCACAAGCUUCACUAUCUUUAUUUGUGCCUUGACCAGCAGAUUGGAUCUAAUUUAGGAUGAGGUCCCCAGUGUCAGGGUGCUGCCCACCGUCCAAAUCUGUUGUAUAACUGUCUCUAAACAGUAUCAGCAGUGAUUUUUAGCUGAAGACAGACUGGUUUGGCCUGUGUGCAGAGGCUGUGCCUAUUUAUUGUCAUGUGUGUUGAAUAUUAAAGAAUAUUCAAGUAAUUUGAGUAAUCUGUGUUAAGGAAAACAGUUUAAAACAGUGGCUUAAUUAAUGAAAAAGCAGCUAUGUAAAACAUAAACGAAUAGCAGCUUUAUGAUAAUAAGACUUUAUAUCUAUGGGUGCCCUUCAGGACACUAAGGCUCAUCUUAUAAAUACAACAAGGGUAAAACAGCUCACUAUCAGGCAGCAAUAUGCAAUAAAAGGCAACAAUAUACAGUGCACCGAAGUAGCAGGAGUGAUUUUGAAUAUACAGCAGGAAAGGGGCGUGGUUACAAUGAAUAAACCUUUUUUUUUACAGGUGGGUUUUCAGUAUUUGGAAGUAAGGAGAGUUGAAAUAUUAGAUGGCCUGUGGGAAAGGAAUUAAAGAUUGAGGGUGGCAAGUGAGACUCCAUAGUGGUUAAGCAAGCAGGAAGUACAGAGAUGACAAGUUAUGGAGAGUCUUGAAUGUAAGGAGAAUCUUGCAUGUUAUUUGACUGGCAGCCAGUGAAGUUGUUGGAGAAUUUGGAUGAUGGUUUUAAUGGACAGUGUGUUCUGGACCUGCUGAAGUUUAUGGAGAAGCGUGUUUGUCUUUAUUUAAUCAUGUAACAGCUAGGUCAUCAUUUGUAUGGGCAAAUGACAAGAAAGCACUUGUGGCUUAACUUGUGUUUGCAAUUUAAUGAUCUGAUCAUCAUUUAUGUAAUCUUUCAAAAAUUUUUAUACAGUCAUUUAUAUAUAUUCAACUAGCAUACAGUAAUGCUUUUGACCUAAACUAAUUGAAUGAGAAAAAGUGGUUUAGAGUUGAAAGUUUGACUCAGUUAAGACUGAGGAGGAAUGAUAUAUUUAUAUUUGACCAGAAGGAAGCAGUUGGUAAUGAUUGUGUUUGAAUCACCAGAUUUACUUACAUUGGAUAAUCAUACACAAAUUAUGCUGAGCUGCAGAAAGUCCUGCUGUUGGUAGAAUAAAAAUGCUUUCCAUUUAUAGGAAAUGUUUUUGCAUGUAGCAGACAUCAGUGUGCUUAACAGUAAUAAAUAGCUUUUCUCUUUUUUGGGAUUUUUUUUUUUGCCUUUAUUCAGAUAGGAGAGCUGAAGAGAGACAGGAACUAUAGGGGGAGAGAGAGAGUUGUGGGAAGACAUGUACCAAGCAGAACCGGGACCAGGAUUUGAUUCCACGGCCAGUGCAGCUAAACUAGUGCCCUGUAUAGCUCUUUUCUUUUACUUUUAUUUAAAAAUUGCAUUUCUCACUGUGAAACUUGCAUACAGGAAUACAAACUGACUGCUUGCUUUUUAUGUGGAGUUUGUUGCAAACUCCAAGCAGGCUUUUGUGUGUCUUGCACUGAGGAGACUCUUCCAGCCAUUUCACCAUAAGCCCAGAUCGGUGGAGGGCUGCAGUGAUGGUCGUCCUACUGGACCUUUGUCCCUUCUCCACUCGGGAUCUCUGGAGCUCAUUUAAAGUGAUCAUCAGGUUCUUGGUCUGAUAUGCAUUGUCAGCUGUGAGGACUUCUAUAGAGAGGCUCGCUACAGGAAGGAACAGACAACAACCCAGCCAGUUCCCUGGAUCCCCCCUGUGGACAACCUGCUGAAAGACAGCACAGACGGCUCAGCUUUAGGUGCUCUGCUGCACUUCUACUGCCCUCAACUGCUACCUUUAGAAGAUGUUUGUCUGAAGGAGAACAUGACGCUGGCUGACCGACUCUACAAUCUGCAGCUUAUUCAGGACUUCUGCAAAGACAACCUGAGCAGCUGCUGCCACUUCAGCCUGGAGGACAUGCUGUACGCCUCCUCCACCAUGAAGAAUAACUACCUGGUGUUCAUGGCAGAGCUGUUCUGGUGGUUUGAGGUUGUGAAGCCAUCUUUUGUGAAACCAAGAUUGCUGGACAAUGAAGGCAAAGAGCACCCAUCCUUGCUGAAGAGCAUCCCAGCCGUCCCCAUCUCCAAAGCAACAAAGAGGAGCUUCAUGGAAAGACCCCCGAGUCCUGAAAGACCCAGUUUGCCUCUCCGACCCCAGCCUCGGAGCUCAGGUGAGAUCAAGAGGUCAACCUCAAUGUCCUUUGUUGAUGGCAACCUUGGCACCUGGCCCAAAGAGAAAAGGUCUGGGCCUUAUGGAGUGUCUUUUGACAUCCCCUUCGACAAAGAUGACUCUGCUCCCACCCCUCUGUCCUCCAUGCGUGGCAUGGUCAGGUCCGUCAGCACUGAUGAUGGUUCUGGCUUCAGGGUCCAGCACCUUCCCCGAGGAAUGAAGCGUAACCUGUCCUUCCAGCCAGUAAACGGUCAGAGUAUCGGCAUCGAAGAGGAGGGAUGCCCAGACAGCCUGGCUGGUGUGGAGCCUGGUAGGCGAGCGUACCCCAACGGGCAUGGAGGCGUCAUGGCACGGACUCCCUCCAUUGAGGAAGCCCUUGAGAUUAUCCACAGUCCAAACAGGCCCCCAGUGGAAGGGAUCAACAAUGGUUUCUUUCUGCACAGUCAGGACCACAGGGCAGGUGCUUGUGGCUUGGAGCCAGUGUCAGAGUCAGACUCCAAAGGGCCUCUGAGCACCACAGACACCACCGAGGUAGACACUGGCAUCCAUAUCCGAACAGAAGACAUGCUGGAUGAGGAUUCCUCUCUGAAAGACUGCUCUGUGAACAUGGACCUUGAUAUGGACACUCCAAGCCCCUGCCCAAGUAAUCAAAGCAAAUCCCCCUCAGGAGUGAAGAUGACCAGCUUUGCCGAACAGAAGAUGAGGAAGACAAAUCCAUCAGCACCAGACUCAGGGAGAGGCAGCAGCAGCUCCCUAAAGAUCACUCCAGAGGGCUCUGACUGUUACCUUCCAUUAUCUGUCUCUUGGGCCCCAACUCCUGAGCACAGCCCUGUCCAUCAACAAACCACACCACCCCUUACUGCUCAACCUUCACCCACACCUGUGCAACUGCCACCUAAUGAUCCAGCUCAGGUCAUGGCUACAGAGAUGGUACAGCUGAGGAUGAGGCUGGAAGAGAAACGUAAAGCCAUUGAAGCACAGAAGAAGAAAGUGGAAGCUGCUUUCACACGACAUCGACAAAAGAUGGGCCACUCAGCGUUUCUCAAUGUGGUUAAAAGAAAAGGAGAUGGUGCUGCUAGUGGAGAAGAAGGAGGGAAAACUGAUGGAGAAGGCAAGGCAGCAAGUCCUACUUUUAAAUUUGGGAGGAGCAAGGCAGACACACCUGAUGGGGCCGAGCAAAGCAGCACAGCCUCCUGCUGGACGAAGUCACCCAGUGCAGUAGAGGAAGGCGGGCCGAGCCACGUUCAGCCAACCGAGGUAGACCUUACCGAGUACACUCGCUCUAUAGAGAAGCUCAAUCAUUCGUUAGCUUUUCUUCAGACUGAGAUGCAGCGACUGGCUCAGCAGCAGGAAGUGAUCAUGGCCAUGAGGGAGCAACAACAUCAGCAAGCGUGGGUAAUCCCCGCUACACAUACAACCCCAUCACCACAAAAACACGGUCGUGCAGCAGCUGUCACACGAUCCUCAGGACCUUCUUCUCCAGCCGACUCCCCUCGUUCCACCCACCGCUCUCCAACUAGCAUCAAACGCAAAUCUGCCUCCUUUCAUUCACGUAACCCACGCACAGUUCGCCCUAAUGAACUAAAGCUUGCCCCUUACAAUCGAGUCCUAACGGCCCCCCAGUCUGUCGAUAGCAUCCCAAGGUUACGCCGAUUUUCCCCCUGCCAGCCCUCAGCCUGUUCCCUUGUUUACAUGGGGGAGAAACCAGCAGCCAAACCAGCAACAGUAGCCUCAAAUGAAGAUAAAGACAAGGAGACUGAGCCAGUACUCUCGCCAGAGAAGGAGCUUACCACUAUAUGUGUAGCAAACACACUUUCUAGCUCCCCCAGCCUGCAGAACAAAAGAGAACAGACGGAAGUAGGUUCAAAAGCCAAACCUCAGGAAACAGAGGUACACAGCCAAUCUACUGACACAAAAACAGCUGACCAGAAAGUUCUGCCAUCAGAUCGCAAACCUUCAAUAGGGUCAUCAUUUCCAGAGGUUCUGGCCCAUCCUGUGGUAGAGACCUUUACAGUGACACCUACAGAGAUUCCUCCCAAACAGGAGGUCUCCAGUCAAGUCAAGAGUAGCUUGAUUGAGGUUCCUCUGUCAGUGGUGAAGCCUCUGGAGGAUCUGACUCUUGAAGAUGAUUCAGAGACCCAGCAGGUUACUGUGGAAGGGUCGGAUUACGAACAGAAGAUGUGUCGUGGUUUCUUCUUUAAGGAGGAUGGAAAGGCCGAGGAGAACAUGGCUCAAAAAAGAGCAGCGCUGCUGGAGAAAAGGAUGAGGAGGGAGAAGGAGACGCAGCAAAGGAAGAUGCAGCAGGAGGCUGAGCUGGAGCAGAAGAAGGAGGAAGCUCGACUCAAAGCUGAAGAGGAGCGCAUCAGGAAGGAGGAAGACAAGGCGAGGAGGGAAUUCAUCAAACAGGAGUAUCUCAGGAGGAAGCAGCUGAAGCUGAUGGAGGACAUGGACACGAUCAUCAAAUCUAGACCAGCCACCGGGGCCAAACAAAGGCGGGGGCGGCCCAAGUCCAUCCAUCGUGACAGCGUGGACUCCCCAAAAACGCCAGUCAGAGCUGCUACAGGUUCACGACAACGUGUCUUUUCAGUCUCCAGCUUGUCCCUCGCUUCCCUCAACCUUGGAGACAGCGACAGUGUCCACUCUGAGAAGAGGGCGCCAAGAAGUUCUAGUUUAGCCUCUGGCGGUCUCUUCUACUUUCUGAGCUCUCCUAAACUAAGAAGGAGAAGGCCAGAUUCAGCAGAUGGCUUCCUGUCUCCGAGCCGCUCCAGCAGCAGGAAUGGAGAAAAGGACUGGGAAAAUGCGUCCACAACCUCCUCUGUUACAUCAAACACAGAGUACACAGGACCAAAGCUGUACAAGGAGCCCAGUGCCAAAUCCAACAAGCACAUCAUCCAGAACGCUCUGGCCCACUGCUGCCUGGCAGGCAAGGUUAAUGAGGGCCAAAAGAACAAGAUCCUGGAGGAAAUGGAGAAAUCAGAGGCCAACAAUUUCUUGGUUCUGUUCCGAGACGGCGGCUGCCAGUUCCGCUCCCUCUACACCUACUACCCCGAGACGGAGGAGAUCAACAAGCUGGCGGGCAUCGGCCCCAAGAGCAUCACGCGCAAGAUGAUCGACGGCCUCUACAAGUACAACUCGGACAAGAAGCAGUUCAGUCAGAUACCAGCCAAGACCAUGUCAGCCAGUGUGGACGCCGUGACGAUCCACAACCACCUCUGGCAGACCAAGAAGCCAGCUACCCCGAAAAAAGUAGUGCCUGCCCAGUCCUAAUGGAACUUGACGUCCUGAUUAUCAUUUCCCCUUCAAAUGGAACAAACCUAUUUCAAUUUGCACUUCACUGUACAUAUCCAUAAAGAUUCAAGCACCUGCAAUGCCAGUUAGAUGAAUGCAUAUUUGGUUUUUUUAUGUUUGUUUUUUCUCAUUGCAUUCCUGUCCUUUUUUUCUCCUUACUCUGGACUGGACAUGAUAGCACUCAAAGAACAACUGGAAUGUACGCUACUGUUGAAUAAUAAUGUAAAUGAUUAUUACGUUUUUAGAGAUUGUCAUGUUUGAAUCCUUUAAUGAAGGCAUGUGCGAGUGUUGUUUUUUGUCGAUUAUGUGCCAAAUUUCAAAAAAGAGACAGUAUGAAUGCUAGGACAUUGAUUAGGUACGCUGAAGCACUGAAUGUUUUUAAUUCAUGUACAGAAACGUUUUGUUUGCGUUACUCUGUUGAUGUGUGGCCUUAUGUGCGUUUUCUUUUAGAGUGCGAGUGCAAUGAGGUGAUUGUAUAACAGCAUAUGUAUAGAGGGAUUUUUUUGUAUUUGGAGGAACCUUUUGUUUUUAGUAUGUGGGUAAAGCAGUUUGUAUAUUAUGGUACGCAAAACUACAAAGGGCCAAAAAGUAAUAGCAUACAGCUAGUGUUAGCCGCACAGUAUAUAUGUGUUCAGCUCAACAAAGCAAAACGGUUUCAGCUUUUUUACAACUCUUUUUAAGAAAGUGAGUUUGAAGGAUGGCAGAUUUUACUCUAGAUCACUGGUUCUCAACCUGUUGGAAGAAAACCUACAGACCUGUGUGGAUCUGAACUAUAUGCUGAUUAACUGAAUGGAGGUGGCUGGGGUGGAGGAGGGUUGCAGUGUCCAUACUGAAACGACAGGCUGACUUUGAAAGAGAGAAUUUAAAAUAUAACAGGUGCAUGAUGAUUGGUCAAACAAGGUUGUGGCAGAAUCGGAUUGGAUGAGUGCUAGAGAGUGAACGCCUAUAACCCUAACGCAGCCUAGGGAUGUGUUUGAGUAUUUACAAAGAACUGAAGAAUAAACAUAAAAAAUCUCUUCAGGGUCAAAUUUGAAUUUGGAUUUUUUAUGCAGAGUGACAAUGACUCAGCUAAAAAGAGUGAGAACCAGUGUUAUAGAUCAUUUGUGCUGCUAAUACAUACAGCUCAGUAUUUGUGUUUUUAUUUUGAAAAGCUUCCUGCUGCUGUACCAUGUAGGAUUUUUGCAUUAUAUCACACACAUUAAACACUCACCCAAUAGUUUUAGGACUAUAACAGAUUUUCAAGAACAAGUAUUCCUCUUCAUUUAGAUAUCUAGAUACAAAAUUAAAUUGUUACUUUUUGACAAAAAGUAUUUAAUUGUUCACAGCUCCAUCAUUCUAACAAAGUUUGGAAAUCUAAGGAACUUAAAAAACAGCUGGUAAACACGAAUUGUAGUCAGCACAUUUUAUAGUGCAUUUAGUAAGAGGAAAAUGGCCACACUGUUGGAAUGGGUUUAAUCAUUUUCACACAUCUGUACAUCUACUGCUCAACAUGAGAACCAUGUUGAAACAGUGUGUGGAAAAACAAGCAUUAGCAACAUAUUUGUUUGUCACCUAUGGAUGCAACAUGCCCUUAGUAGGGCAGAAAUUCUGUAAAUUUCUGAGUUUUCCUUUGUCUAGUCUAAAGAAAAUGAAUUUGACAAAAUAAUGCAAAGCAGAACAGGGCAGAUCCUUGUUCCUGCAUACGGGUAGAGACUCAGUGAAGAGUUUCACGGGUGUAAGUAUCAUGUCCUUUUUUGCCACUGGGUGUCAGAUCAACUCAAUCUGCAGGUAUGAUUUCUGUCAAACACAAAGAUGCUGAAUUGGUGCUUUGAUUUUGAUUUAGGGGUUGGGGUGUAUUUACAACCAAAAGGGAGCUUGUUAAUGAUUUUGACAAUGUAAUCUAGGGAAGUAUUUCUCUAUGGAUGGAUUGGCCCAUAAUGAAUCCUUCCAUCUGCUUCUGGCUGCUUCAGGCCAAGGUUAACAAUUAUUUAAAGUGUAAUAAUAUUGUACAGUGUGUUCAUGUGGGCUCAUUUCUCUUCACUAUGAUGACUCAUUUUGUCUGUGAGACGCUGUGCUGUCAUUCAAAGUAUUGCUGAACGUGUCUUUUUUUUUGUUUCUUUUAUUUUUUAUCUUUUAUUUUUGCAUUUAAUAAAGUUAAGCAUGGCCUCAGCAUUUAUGUGGCUGCGAGUAAUUAAUAUCAUUUCCAUUUGAAUGCAUGAAAGGGCUGAUAAGAUAACUAUGGUUUCAGUUUGAUUCAUAAAAUUAUAGUUAACUGACUGUUUGAUGUGGUGGAGUAACAUUUAUUU